Messenger RNA from Selaginella moellendorffii, 1526 nucleotides. RefSeq names its product uricase-2 isozyme 2. NCBI's taxonomy places the organism in Eukaryota, Viridiplantae, Streptophyta, Lycopodiopsida, Selaginellales, Selaginellaceae. Bases 566 to 1459 code for a protein of 297 amino acids. The record is from RefSeq and is a predicted model, not a curated record. Gene Ontology annotation, molecular function: urate oxidase activity. Gene Ontology annotation, cellular component: peroxisome. The transcript has 8 exons. Gene Ontology annotation, biological process: purine nucleobase catabolic process; urate catabolic process.
CGUUCGAAAAAAAGCUAAACGGGUAUUAAACGUUCGAUACCCGUUCGAAUCCGGUUGCGUUCGAAUGUUCGGAUGCAAGUAUUCCAGCUACGAGCAGCGCGAAGCCAUGGAUAGCGGAGGAUUUCACAGGAGGCUGUGCAGCUCAUCUGACAUGACGAUCACUGGCUAUGCGCAGAUCGGGCGAGUGGAAGAAGCCCGGGCUCGCAUGGGAUCGUCGUCAUCUUAACGAUCUGGGAGAGACUUUGAUCGGAUGAGGACGUGGUGGCCUGGGGAACAAUGCUUGCAGCCAUCUCCAAGAGUCACUGGAGUUGAGUUUUAUCCUUCUUGGUGAUGCUUAUAGUGUUUGUCUAUCCAACUCUUGGUCCUCAUCAUCGCGAUCGUUUUUCACGUUUCUCCCAUCGUGGGUUCGCCACUUGGAGCAUUGCGAGAGAGCCCACCAACAGCGAUCGCCUGCCGAGGUAUCCAGAUUUUGUGGGCAGCAUCGCCAGUUUCGAUAGCUACUGGGCCAGUAAAGCCAACAGUGAGAUGUCCUAUUCAUUUUUAGGGGUUUCGAUAGAACCAAUCCAUGCCUGACGAGAUCGUAGUGAAGGAGCAGUGCCACGGCAAGGCGAGAGUUCGCGUUGCUCGCGUGUGGCGCGGCGAUGGCAAAGAUCACGAGUUUGUGGAGUGGACAAUUUCGAUCAUUCUCUCCUCGGAUUGCAUCCCUGCGUACUCCGCCGGCGACAAUUCCAGCAUCGUGGCCACUGAUUCCAUCAAGAACACAGUGUAUGCUCUCGCCAAGCUCUGUCACCAGCCGGUGUCUAUAGAAACUUUUGGGAUCAAGCUUGCCUCUCACUUCCUCGAUACAUACAAAGAGGUGACUGGAGCUUGCGUCUCUCUCGUCCAAAACAACUGGGAACGCGUCUCAAUCGAUGGAAUCCCACACCAACACGGUUUCAAGCUUGGAUCUCAAAAAAGAACCGCGGAGAUCACCAUCUCUCGAGACAAAUCUAGCGUGGACGUGGUCUCUGGAUUCACGGACCUCAGCUUGCUCAAAACAACCAAGUCCGGCUUUGAGGGGUUUAUUCGCGAUAAAUUCACGCUUCUUCCUGAAGUGAGAGAGCGCUUGCUUGCUUCGACGGUCACCGCAAAAUGGAGAUAUGCGAGAAAGCCAUCGUGCUACACUGGAACCUAUGACAAAGUCACAAGAACUCUCUUUGAAACAUUCUUUGGGCCAUCCAAGAGUGGAGUCUACAGCCCCUCCGUGCAGAACACGCUCUAUCUUAUGGCACAAGAGGUGUUGCGAAGUGUCCCGGAAGUCAGCUCGAUCGAAUUAAACAUGCCAAAUCUCCAUUUUUUGCCUGUCAACAUGCCCACUGUUGGUGUGAAGUUUGAUCACGACGUCUACCUCCCAACGAGUGAACCUCACGGAUCUAUCCAGGCUUGCCUGGCUCGUAAAACUCUAACAUCAAAGCUCUAGAUCGGCACGCAAGCGAGAGAGAAAGAAAAAGAAAACUUUGCUUUGAAUCCAUGACAAGAUAAGAACA